UGGCACGGUGCUGGCCCGAGUCCCACGCUCUUAUUUGUGAUGUGCUGAGACAUCUGCUACACACUGUCCUUUGGCCCAGCUGACCUCGGACAGAUUCCCUCCUGUUCUGAUUCACUGCCCGCGGCCCUGAUGAUAAAAAGAAUCUCAUCUCUGCUGCAGAGAGCUCCGUCUGUGUUCCCCGCAGCUCAGCCACCACCUUCUCCCGGGGGCCUGACAGCCAUGAAGCUGCUUCUCCUGUUCCUGGCCAUCUUUCUGGCUGUGGAACCCGUGAUGUCAGAAGAGGAGUGUUGGAGUCACGGACACUGCCGGUUGGUGUGCAACGAUGACGAGGAUCAUGUCUUACGCUGCGUAAAUCGCAAACGGUGCUGUGUCCCUAGUCGCUAUGUGACAAUGAAACCAAUAACAAUCGAUUACGUCCUUGACUGGACCACACCUACCGUGCCCACAACCGUCCCCACGACCGUCCGCAAAAGGAAGAAAAACAAAAAACACGGCCGGGGUUGAUUUUUGCUUCAGACUUCUUAGUUUGCACGCUUCAUUAAAACUCACACAUGGG
Ictidomys tridecemlineatus (thirteen-lined ground squirrel) is the source of this 556-nucleotide messenger RNA. It is a transcript of the gene Defb119, whose product is annotated as defensin beta 119. The record is from RefSeq and is a predicted model, not a curated record. Gene Ontology annotation, molecular function: lipopolysaccharide binding. Lineage: Eukaryota; Metazoa; Chordata; Mammalia; Rodentia; Sciuridae. Gene Ontology annotation, cellular component: extracellular region. Gene Ontology annotation, biological process: defense response to Gram-negative bacterium; antifungal innate immune response; defense response to Gram-positive bacterium.